AUUUUAAAAAUCUUUUCUUCAAAAGGCGUUCAUACUGCUUUAAUUUGCUUUUUAGAAUUUCUUAGUGAAUAUUAGUCUAAACCUUUGAAUGACAUUGCAAAAUUUAUAUUCAUAAUUAAAUUCCUUCCGAUGUAUAUAUUCUUAGCAAUUAAAUUUACUAACUCCCGUUUUUGUUUUCUGCGGUAUUGUUAAUGAAUUUGACCUCUUUAUAUAUGGUUAAUUUUUUUCAUCACAAUCUGAUCAGGUACACGGGUUCCAUGGAAACGAAACAGCCUAAUUUAUUAAAAUAAGUCGAUUACAUUCUUAAGAAUAAUUUUGUGUGGUAGUCAAAUUAGUCUUUUCUGUAUAUGUGUUAUAUGGAGCCUGGGGACUGAGUCACUUUGUUUACGUAAGUAUUCAAAGUCUUCUCCUAUAAGGAAGGUGAAAAAGUGAUUGACACAUCAAUUUAAUGAUGAAACUGGCAGAGUAGUCUGUUUAGUAUCCGCUCUGACAAUUUGUUUUAUUAAACUGAGGCUUGGCAGGGCAAUUGCAAAUGUGAAACGUUGUGUUCGUUGAACAUUUUCGCCAGUCCACCCACUAAUACAGGGGAUCGAAAUUGUUGUCUGUUCUCUACUCGGCGUUCUUACCAGUGUGAAUGCUUCUCAAUUCCGUAAUAUAAUUAUUCAUUGUUCAAUCAUUACAUUAGGAAAUAACGUCUAUUAAAAAAUUUGUUUUUUGACAUGAGUGUGUAGUUUUUUUGACUGAAGAAAUGUAAUCUUUGUGCGGUCGAAAAAUUGCAUUAGCUACCAAAUUUAUACCGACCUUAUUUUUAUUUUAGCAAACUUACGUCCAUGAUUGCAUGUUUCCUGCUUGUUACGCAGUUGACCAAAUAACCCUUACUUUUUUAAUUUUUUUAGUCUAAGCGAGUCUUUAAAAAUAAUUAGCGAACUGAAGUUGUUUCUGCCACAUGGCUUUUCCGAUCCGAGCUAUAACUAAUCAAACUUUGACAAUCCUAAUGAAUUAGUAUACGUAAAAGCCGGUAGCUCAUUAAAUGACAAUCAAAGCAUUUUAUAUUUAUAUGCUUGACAUAUCUCAAAUGAUUUUUAUCAAAAUAUACGAUUUGUGUAGUUUGUGGAAGUUUGAUUAGGACAUUUUUGGUGAAAGAAACAUAUAACGAGUAAAAAUAUUAAUAAAAAUAAUUAAAAAUAAUAAGGGCAAUUUUAAAAACGAAAUGAUGACAAUACAAUAUUCAAUUAAACCAGUUAUUUAUUAAGUGUUAUAUCUUCUAUGGCGUUUCCGUAUAGAGUGUGUCAUCAAUAUCACCCAAAAACAAUACCACUUCAAAUGUGGUAGACAUUCACUACAAGUUGUUACAAAUAGUACAACUACUUAUUAUAUAUCAAUAAGCAUAGACGAAAACACCUAUCCGUAUUUGGAUGUUGUUGUUGUAGCAGUUGUUUUUAUAGUUUCGUGUAUACUAUCCAACAAUUUCUGCAUUGCUUGACAUACAUUUUUGUUCCUUGGUUUUAGUUGUAUCUAGUAUACACUUUGGGUUGUGUUUUUCGUUACCCUUGCCUUUCAUUUUAGUAGCACAUUUGGUAUUCUUACGGUUCGCUUGAUUGCCUGCCUUGCCUGUCCUUUUGUACAACGCCAGUGUAUAUCAAUUUCGUUGGAGCCUCACGUGAAAUCAUUGCACCUGACUUUAGCGUACCAAUUUCCGCAGAGCCAAUUCAAUGCACUGAAAACUUUAGUGGAAUCACUAGAUGCAUCAUGUGCCUCCAACUGGGAACUACGUUUAUAUUCACGUGAUCCCAGAUUGGCUACAAAACAAGUACAUAUCAAUUGGGCCAUAUAUACUUAUUUAUAAUAUUCAUAUUAUCGUUGCUGCUGUUUUUAAUUUUUAAUUUAUAUAUAGUUUUUGUGUUAUGUGUGAUGAGGAUGAGCAGCAAAAGAAGAACCUUUAUAUGCCAUAUCGUUAUGAUGUAAUGAAUGUAUGCUGUUUUUGUUUCACAGGUUCACAAAGUCGUUUAUCCACACAGUCCGCAUGAAAUAGAUGAACUUGAAUUGCGUAUAGGUGAUUAUAUUUAUUUGAAUAGUGACGCUGUUGACAAUUCAUCAGACGGUUGGGCUGAAGGCAUAUCCUGGUUAACUGGAGCACAAGGUCAUUUACCUGUUAACUACACAGAACGCACAGCCGAAUCGGAUGCUUGGACUUUACAUCGAGUUGUUCAACUGUCAAAAUCAAUAACUCCGUCAUUAACAUCGAAUGAAGAAUGUGAUUUGGUAGAUGGUCGUAGUUUAUCAACGGAGACCGAAGACCAUUUGCGACAUCGUGAUUUGAACCAAGUUGGCAUACAUGCAUCGGAGCUAAUUGAAGGUUCAUCAUUUAAUGAAGAUUCAGAACAAAGUGUUGAAAAAUAUUUACGUAAAACUUUGAAACCUUGUUUGGACAUUCCAACUAUAACGAAUAAUCAUUCUUCCAAUCAGCAGCAGGCUACACCCCUAAUCGAAAUCACACCCAAUAGUAUGUCAACGCCAAAUGCUAGUGGUGACAUUAAAGUCGAACCCAUACCAGCUGCUCCCCCCAAGGCAGACGAUACGCUCAGUCAACAUUCUGCUGAAAAUUCCAUGUCAUUAUCAUCGAAGAAUCGACGCGUUUAUAUAAUGCGUCAUGGCGAACGGGUGGAUUUUACAUUUGGUACAUGGAUACCGUAUUGUUUUGACGAAUUCAAUAAUUAUAUGCGUAAGGAUCUCAAUAUGCCAAAAACUCUUCCGAAAAGGAGCAACAUUCCAGAUGGUUGGUUAAAUGAUUCACCAUUAACAAAUAUUGGUUUGUAUCAAGCCAGUCUGAUAGGAGAGGCUUUGUACGACGCAAGAGUGCAAAUUGACCAUGUUUAUUGUUCACCGGCAUAUCGUUGCGUACAGACCUGCACAAGCGCUUUAGAAGGACUCAAACUUACUGGAAAGCACAAAAUAAAACUUGAACCUGGUUUAUUCGAGUGGAUGGCAUGGUAUCCUGAUGGUGUACCAGAUUGGCUCACAAAAGAAGAGUUACAGGCAGCCAAAUAUAAUAUAGAUACAGAAUAUCAGCCAUUUGUUGCAAUAAAUAAUCUUAACGAAUCAAUUAAGGAGACCACGGAAGGAUUUUACACACGUAAUUACGAUGUCUUAAGAAAAAUUAUAGAUUCAACGGUUGGCAAUGUUUUAAUUGUAGCCCAUGCCACUACGCUAGAUACAUGUACAAGGCAAUUGAUUGGAGAAGCGCCAAGAAACACAAAUGAACUACGACAAGUUAUACACAAAAUACCCUAUUGCAGUUUGGCCAAUGUUGAGGAAAUCGAUGGCCAAUGGAAAUUGGUGGAACCCGACACUUUGCCAGUGACACAUUCAAAAAAUCCGCGAUUCGAAUGGAAUGCUUUAACUGCUACAUAGUGCAAGUGUUUUGAGGAGUUUAUUAGUAAGCUUUCAUCCUAAGUAGAAAUUAAUACGCUCCAAGAAAAACAAAAAAUACUUUGCUAUUUGCUCACAACAUUUUUGGAAGGUUUAGUUGUUUCAAUUUGCUUUCAGUUUAUAAAUGCACUCUCGGUGAUUUUCGCACAAAACGACUUGGUUAUUUUGCAGUCAUUCUAAAAAAAUAAAACAGUGAGGUUGUACUUUUUGUUAUCUAUUUAUUUUAAAUUAAAAUUAUGUAUAUCGUUAUGAAAUAUUCAUCUGAAAAGUCCAAACAAAUUCAAAUUAAUUUGAAAAAAAAAAAUCCUCAGAAAUUCUAUUGAAAUUUUUGUAGUAGAAUUUGAAAUUUCCCGUAAAUUGAUGUUCAGGUUUUUAAAAUAAGAAUUCUUUAACUCAGUACUAAAAGUGAUGACAUUCUAUUCUAUUCUAUAAAAUAAACAAUAUUUGACUAAUAAAACAAACAAUCCUUUAAACUGCCAUGCUAUUGUAAACAUGUUGUAUCUUAACGGAGAUUUGAAUAACUUUGUGCUUUAAUUUAUAAAGGCAAUGUUUGAAAAUUCAAGAGAUGAAAGUAGUACCUCUUGCACAUUAUAACUAUAAUAAAAAUGGACUAUCAAAUCCAAACUGUUUAAACAAAAAACUGUAGAUAGAAGUUUUACUCUAUGGGCAAACAACAAUAUAAUUACCAUUGCUAAACCUAUUAUAUUUGCUUAUAUAAUGUUCAUUCUCUGAAGUUUCAACUGCAAUUAGUUUAUUAUUUAUUCCAUGUUGUUGUAUUAAACUAAUUUUGAUUUAUUAUAUACUGUUCAAUUAAUAUUGGAAACAGAAAAAUACGUUAAAUAACAAGACAAUCGUGGCUAUAUACCUUGUUUAAAACUUAAACUAACAUUAUAUACACACACAAAAACAUUGUUCUAAAAUCUAAAUCUUUUUCACCUCUCAACAUGGAAUAAAUAUCAUGCAUUAUUAAUUAUAUUUAAUAUUUAAACAUUACUAUUCAAUUAUUAACAUUAUUAGACACAUAAAAAGUAUUUCUUAUUAGCGAAGUUAAAAACUUCUUGUUAGCAUUGCGCAAUAUAAAUUCAAUAUGACGAAUUAAAAAACUAUGUUGAAAAAUAUGAAAAAAAUAUUGGUAAUAUUUUCUACAUUUCGAAAUACAAUUGCAAUAUGAAUAAAAAUACAAACCAAUAUAAGAUUAUGUGUUUAUUUCAAAGUUAAUAAAUAAUAAUAUAUCACACAAAUGCAACUGCACACCACCAAAAUCAUUCUAAAGAAUAUCGAAAAGGUAGGUUGUAAAAAUGGUUCUUUGCCAUUGACAAAAGUAAGUUGAGUCACGGUUGCGUUUCUAGAAGUUUUAAAAUGUAAACUCCAUUUUUCCAAUCUACCCAAAUACUUUGAUAGAUAAUUUCUUGACAUAUUCUCCUAAAAAUCUACUGUUUCUAAGUGGCCUAGGUUAAAAGUCCUUCCGUACGUAAAAGUAAUUUAAGACGGAAGAUGUCUUUAAUGGUCGGUUCUAUUGAAUAUGUUAAAAUAAUUUUCAAGUGCAGCAUAGAAAUAUCCUUAAUAUGGAAGCCAUGGCCUAUCCAUCAGGUCAUCCUAUAAGACCAGCAGAUUUUACCCGCAUUGUCAAAAUGAAUGUCAAUUGUGAAUUAAACGUAACCAAACACUUUGACAUUAUGAGGUCGACAGGUUUUAUGAGGUAUAGAAUAGGAGACCAUGAAUACUGUAUUAGGAGACCAUUCCCCUCCCAUCACAGUUUUGGCCGAUUUGGCCUCCUGAGUAGUUUUGGCUCAAUUAAGAUCCGGAUGGUGCAGCCGUCUCAAUUCCUAUUGGACAUCGACAGCGAUGUGCGGAACAUCUGCCCAGCUUGUGGCACAGGACCACCUGACACGCUGCACCUUUUUCGCUGUCCAGCCAAACCUACUCACUCAACUCCAGUCUCGUUGUAGACCUAACACGUACAGGUUGCAUCCUUUUUGAGACUGGACUAAGAGGCAGAACCCGAUUGAGAUGUGUCAGAUCGAACACAGCAGUAUGAACUACUACAACAACAUUAGAGGUUAAUAGCCCAAGUAUACGGUUCUCUUCCAUGCCAACUGACUUCCAAAUUUAAUGCCAAAAUGCAUUAUUUUGAUUGAAAUCACAGAGCAAAAAAAAACAAAUACCCAACAACAUGUAAAAAAAUUUUUUGUCAUUUCAUCCGCUUUUCAAAAUUGGCAGGAACACCUUGUUAUUGCACCAGCAUGAGUUUCUUUCAAUCAACUGUAGUUUUUAUUUUGAUGCACAAGACCUAUUUAAUGGACCUUGAUGGUAGCCUUACACAUGGUAGAAGAAUACAAGUAGGUGCAUCAACGCUUGGGAAAAUUGAUAUGUCAAAAAAUUGUAAAUGUCUCUUCAAAUAUAAGUAGAUUUUUAUAUGUUUUCUUAUACGACGUCAUUCGGAGGUUAAAUAAUUUUUCAUUCAACAUUUUCAAUUCAAUGUCUUUAAAAAUUGGUUCGACAGUUCAUUGUCCCAGCAGCUGUGUCGAUGCGUUUACCUGUAUUGUUCUACCAUGUACGUACACAUGCAUUUUUUAUGCAUUGUUUACUGCUCCUGCAGGAAUGGUCCAGUAACAUCUUUCUAAGAAGCCAGCCUAAGUCAUCGGCUGGCCAGUCAAAAAAGCGUUAUAUGUAUUCCCACCUUAAGCAAUCGGCUGUGUUGUCUAAAUGAAACAAUUUAUACGCCAUAAAAUUAAAUUAAGCACAAAAAAAAAAUAAAAAUGAGCCUGAAAGCAAAACAGUUAUGCAUGCGACUUUUCAAAUACAGACGUUUUUUAAAAUAAUUGCCAAAAUUAAAAACACCGGAAGGAGAAGAAGUUACAAGUGAUUGCAAGAAGAAAUUUGUCCAACAAGAAUUUGCAAACUCGCAGUAAAAGAACAAUAAAAAUGUAUCACUAGAACCGCUUGUUUUUGCAGAACUGUUGUGUUAACAGACGACUUUCAGUAACAAUUUGCAAUUGUUAAAAAUUUUAGGGUAAUCAGACACAACCAUUGUAUAAUAAAAAUAAUUGUGAAAAUUUGU
Molecule: messenger RNA, 6490 nt
Organism: Musca domestica (house fly)
Lineage: Eukaryota; Metazoa; Arthropoda; Insecta; Diptera; Muscidae
Gene: Epp
Product: ecdysteroid-phosphate phosphatase
Exons: 6
Coding region: 1969-3411 (480 amino acids)
Molecular function (GO): protein binding
Source: RefSeq, a predicted model, not a curated record